Messenger RNA from Habropoda laboriosa, 599 nucleotides. It is a transcript of the gene RpII15, whose product is annotated as DNA-directed RNA polymerase II subunit RPB9. Gene Ontology annotation, cellular component: RNA polymerase II, core complex. The transcript has 3 exons. Bases 207 to 599 code for a protein of 130 amino acids. Gene Ontology annotation, biological process: maintenance of transcriptional fidelity during transcription elongation by RNA polymerase II; DNA-templated transcription; transcription initiation at RNA polymerase II promoter. Lineage: Eukaryota; Metazoa; Arthropoda; Insecta; Hymenoptera; Apidae. Gene Ontology annotation, molecular function: zinc ion binding; DNA-directed RNA polymerase activity; nucleic acid binding. The record is from RefSeq and is a predicted model, not a curated record.
AUAAAAGUAAGGUGCAUAUGAUACGUGAUGCGUUUAGUAAAAUGGGAAUAAUAAAUUCGUAUAAAAUUGACAUUACUCAUUUUAAAACUACGUAUAAGAUCAUUGGAGAAUAAUUGAUUGAUCUACGCAAGAUUUCGACAAACGUCAACUUCAUUAUCUUUUUACUGAACUUCACUGAAUACGAGGGAACGUAAGGCGCGCGAAAUAUGUCAAAAAUAACUGGUUAUGACACGCACGACGAUGGACCAGGUUUUGUUGGCAUUAGAUUUUGUCAAGAAUGCAACAACAUGCUAUAUCCGAAAGAAGAUAAAGAGAACAAAGUAUUAAUGUACGCGUGUAGAAACUGUGAUUUCAAGCAACUGGCUGACAGUAACUGUAUUUACGUGAACAAGAUUAUGCACGAAAUAGAUGAAUUAACCCACAUUGUAGCAGAUGUCAUAUCAGACCCUACUUUACCAAGAACCGAAGAACAUCCAUGUCCAAAGUGUAAUCACAGAGAAGCAGUCUUUUUUCAAGCACAAACUAGACGAGCAGAAGAAGAAAUGAGGUUAUACUAUGUGUGCACUAAUCAGCAUUGUUCUCAUAGAUGGACAGAAUAA